This is a messenger RNA of Caenorhabditis angaria, 7303 nucleotides long. NCBI's taxonomy places the organism in Eukaryota, Metazoa, Nematoda, Chromadorea, Rhabditida, Rhabditidae. The record is from the annotation of a GenBank genome assembly.
AUGAUGGAAAGCAAAAUCGACGAGGGAAGCGCGGUCAAAGUUGCGAUUCGUGUUAGACCGUUCAAUAAACGUGAAUUGGACCUCAAAACCAAAUCCGUUGUCAAAAUUAAAAAUGAGCAAUGCGUUCUACAUCACCCCAUAGAAGAGUGAGUUUACUUAUGCUCUUGAUUUUUGUUUCAAAUAUAUUUUUUGUUCAGAAAAAACACCAAAACCUUCACAUUCGAUCACUCGUUCUGUUCAACUGAUCCAAAUCAGAGCGAUUUUGCUGGACAGGAUACAGUGUGCUAUCAUUUGGGUAAUGGUGUUGUUGAGAAUGCCUUCGCUGGUUAUAAUGCUUGUAUUUUUGCCUACGGCCAGACAGGUGGGUGAUUCAAAAGCUUGUGGGAAAACUUUUUGGUAAAAAAUUGAAAUUUUCUCAAGAAAAUAACAAUAAGAAAUGGGUUGAAGUAGAAAAAAUACAUUUUCUCAGCCUCUCUGAAUAGGGUUUCUGCACUUUCCCAGCAUUAAAAAUAGUUUGAAUAGACCCCAGAUAUUUUCAAGGUUACAGUAGAUUUUGAAGAGAAAAAAUUGGAGCAAUGUUUACUUUGUGGGCUGAAAAAUCAUCUGACAUCAAGAAAUUUCAUUAAAUUCUAUUACGUCAUGAGAUAUUUGCUCUGAUAAUUAAAAAAAAUUGAGCUUGAGCAUCUUGGGAAUUUUAGAAAAAAAAAACACAUUUAUAAAUUAGAAUUUAUUAAUAAUUUUUCAGGAUCCGGCAAAUCCUAUACAAUGAUGGGCACACCAGAUCAACCGGGUAUAAUUCCACGCGUCUGCAACGAUAUUUUCCAACGAAUCUGUGAACAAACCAGUGACACAUUAUCCUUCAAAGUUGAAGUUUCAUACAUGGAAAUCUAUAAUGAGAGAGUCCGAGAUCUUCUAGAUCCCAAAAAAUCAAGCAAAGCUUUGAAAGUUCGAGAACAUAAGAUUCUUGGACCAAUGGUUGAUGGACUAUCAAUCCUGGCUGUCAAUUCUUUUGAACAAAUCUCAAAUCUUUUAGAGGAGGGAAAUAAAUCUAGAACUGUUGCUGCAACAAAUAUGAAUGCUGAAAGUUCAAGAUCGCACGCAGUUUUCAGUAUUAUUGUUUCUCAAACCUUGCAUGACUUGGAAAAUGGUUUCAGUGGAGAAAAAGUUGCCAAAAUCUCACUUGUUGAUUUAGCUGGAAGUGAACGUGCUGGAAAAACUGGUGCUGUUGGUAAACGCCUGGAAGAGGGUGGAAAUAUCAAUAAAAGUUUGACCACUCUUGGAAUGGUGAUAUCAGCAUUAGCUGAACGAACAGCAAACUCCAAGAAGGAGAAAUUCAUCCCAUAUCGGGAUUCAGUUCUCACAUGGCUUCUCAAAGAUUCUCUUGGUGGAAAUUCUCGGACUAUUAUGAUUGCCACACUUUCUCCAGCGGCUGAUAAUUAUGAGGAAACAUUGUCGACAUUGAGAUAUGCUGAUCGAGCAAAGAAGAUUGUUAAUCAUGCGAUUAUUAAUGAAGAUCCGAAUGCUAGAGUUAUUCGAGAGUUGAGGGAAGAGGUUGAGACUUUGAGAAUGCAAAUUACUCAAACUCGAAAAGAACAUGCGGUGAGUGAUGAUUGAGGGUUUCCUCCUGAUUUUGGGUUCAUGAAAAUUCCGAUCCAAUUUUCUAUAUUCUGAAUGUGAGAAUCAGAAGGCUAAGCAAGUAGAUUACUUGAAAAAUUCCGAAAUUUUCCAGGAAACCCAAGAGCUCCGCGAAAGAUUGGCUGAAAGUGAGCGACUUGUUGAGCAGAUGAACAAAUCUUGGGAGGAGAGACUAAAAGAAACUGACACUUUGAACAAGGAGAGGCAAAAGGAUUUGGCUGAAAUUGGAAUUUCAAUUGAGAGCAGUGGAAUCAAAGUGGAGAAGGAUCGAUUUUAUUUGGUGAACAUGAAUGCUGAUCCAUCUUUGAAUGAGCUUCUAGUUUAUUAUAUCAAUGGUCAAGCUAUCAUCGGAAAUUCUGAAGAGCUAGAAACCAGUCGUGAUUCUGGCCUAUCUCUCUCCAAUUCUGAACUCAACAAGGAUAAAUCCGAUAGAACAUCAAUUGUUCUUCGAGGUCUUGGAGUAAUGCGUCGACAUGCGAAACUCACAGUUGAAGAAUAUGCUGGACGACUUCGUCUAUUUGUUGCGCCAUUUAAUAGUGAUUGUAGAAUUUGUGUGAAUGGAAAACAAAUCACUGAUCGUGUUUUGCUUCGGAAUGGAAAUCGAUUGUUGAUUGGGAUGAAUCAUUUCUUCAAAGUAAAUUGUCCAAAAGUUAUUGAUAUGGAUCAAAGUAUCAUGGAAGAUAGUACACUCUUUGAUUAUAAUGAUGCUUGGCACGAGGUGAAUGAUGCGAAUCCAAUUAGUUCGGCUGUGGAUCAAUAUAUGGAAAGUGUCACAUUGAAACAUCAGGUUAGUUUGAUAAGGCUUAAAAUUAGAGAUAGGAGAUAAAAUUUUGAAAACCCCUAACAUUCAAAAUCAUCUGUUUUUCAACCUAGGAACUAGAUUCCACAUUUUCUGAAAAAUAUACUAUUCUCUACAUAAUCCCUAACUAAUUACUCUCCCUGCUUUCGUCUCACAGUAAUCCUUUUAUUUUUCAAGGAAGACAAAAAGGCGGCACUCGAACAACAAUACGAAGCGUUUGAAAAAUAUAUUCAAUCGCUCACCGCUGGCGGCUUCACACCAUCAACACCAAUGACACCAGGAUUUGGGCUGCCGACGCCAGUCACAACACCUUCUGGACUUCCACCAUUCCCAUUUCCAGCAAAUCCGAAACAAUCAGUAAAGAGCAAGUUUUUCUAUUGGGCACAGAGAAAGUGAGUCACGUUCAGAUAAAAGGUUUUUUUUUAUUUUGAAUUUUCAGAGAAGAAAUGUUUGCCGAAUCUUUAAAACGAUUGAAAGCUGAUGUGAUUCAUGCAAAUGCCUUGGUUCGAGAAGCCAAUCUAAUCUCCCGCGAGCUCCAAAACUCCAGACGCCAAACAACAUAUGAUGUCACCCUGCAGAUCCCAGCCUCAAAUCUCAGACCAAUCAAAAUCAAAGCUGGACAAUUUGUCUGUGAGCCUGUGAUUGUUGUAAGAAGAGAAGGCAUGAGUGGAAGUCAAAUGUGGACAGUUGCUCAACUCGAAUCUAGACUUGUUGAUAUGCGUGAAACAUACAAUGAUAUGAUUAAUGGGUUCAAUAGAUCUGCUGAUUUUUCAACAAAUGGAACACCGCAUACAACACCGAUGAAAUGUUUGCCUGAACAAUCUGCAUUGAUUAUUGAUCCGUUUUUUGAGAGUCAAGAACAUCACAAUCUUGUUGGAGUUGCCAAUGUUUUCUUGGAAGUUUUGUUUCAUGAUUUGAGAUUGGAUUAUCAGGUUAGUAGAUCUACAAUACUUCAACCCAUCUGAUGAAUUGCAGGUUCCAAUAAUCUCGCAACAAGGUGAAGUUGCUGGUCGUCUCCACGUUCAAAUCUUCCGCGUCAUCGAUACCGAAGAAGACGAAGAUUUCAAAGACGGCGAAAGCAUGUUGGGAAAAACCAUCACAUGUCGAGUUCGCAUAAAACGAGCAUCAGGUCUCCCCGAAAAACUCUCCAACUUUGUCUUCUGUCAAUACUCAUUCUUCAACAUUUCUGAACUUCUAGUCGUUGCUCCAGCUAAUGAUUCUUCCACCAAACCAACUACUGUGAUCUUUGAGCAUCAGCGAGAUUUCAAUGUUGUUGUGACUGAAGAAUUUAUGGAGUAUGUGAGAGAUGAUGCAUUAUCGAUUGAAGUUUGGGGACAUCGAAUUUGCGGGCAUCUUCAUGAAAAACGCGUGCUGGAUACUGAUGAGAAGAGUAAAACACUUCAAAAUCGUUGGAUGGAAGUGACGCGACGACUUGAAUUAUGGACUGAAAUUCGAGAAUUAAAUGAGAAUGGUGAAUGGUCGAGUGUUGAAGUUCGACAACAAGAAGAUGUUGCGACCGGUGGAAUUUAUCAACUCAAACAAGGUCAACAACGAAGACUUGUUGUUGGAGUGAAUCUAGUUCAAAUGGAUGGUUUACCAUUGUCGAUUGAUUCAAUUAGCAGUGUUAGUAUUGGUGGUAUUUUGUCGGUGAAAAAUGGUGGGAAUACGGGAAGUGGAGAGAAGCAAAGAUCGAUUGAUAGUUAUCAAGAAGAGGAUUUGGAUAAAAUCAGGAAACAAUGGUCGCAUGCUUUGAAAACUAGACAAUUCUAUUUGCAACAUCAAUUAGAUACGGUAAGUGGAAAAUGUUUUACAGGAUUUCUAAAUUGAAUUAAAUACGAAAAUUUCUGAUUUUAAGAGUUUUAGCCUUAUGAAGUAUGGGUUAAAUUCACGAAAUCUGAUAGGAAAACAAUUCAAAAUUUCAAUAAAUAAAGUUAAAACUUCAAAUGAAUUGCGAAAUUCAAAAAAAAAAAACAAGGCUAAAGAGCAGGCAAACUGGCGGAGUGUCGUAAUAUUUUUUUUUGGAAAAUAUAAAAAAUCUUCUUGUCGAAACAAUAUUAUUUUUUUAGGAAGUAAAGUAUGAUUUCAAAUUCUAAUUUGAAAAAUAAUUUGAAGAAUUUAAUUCAGAAUUUCAGAGAAUCAUAUACAGGUUCUUAAUUUCGAAUUCAAAAAUACAAAAAAAAAAAUCGUAUGGCUAAACAACAAGCAGUGCGGAGUGUUGUAAUUUUUUUCCAAAGAAAAACCCGCGAUUUCCAGCUCUCCUCAAAAUCCGGAAAAUCCGAAGCAGAGCUCGAUCGUGAGCAUUCUCUCAUGGGACAAUGGGUUGCUCUCACCGAAGAACGAACAGCUGUCGAAUGUCCAGCUCCAAACUCGUGUAUCCCAGGAGCCCCAUGUGAUUGGAUAGCUCCAGAUGGUGUCGAAAAACAUAUCCCUGUUCUAUUCCUUGAUCUCAAUUCGGAUGAUAUGACUGGCGAAUUAACCAGCGAUGAAAAUAUCCCAAAAAUUGCUGGAUUACAUUCAAUGCUUCCGUUAGAGCCAGAAGGAAAUCUGUUGAUGUUACCAAUUCAUAAAUAUGACGAGAAAGAGCAUAUCGCCACUUGUUCUUGGGACACUUCCGUUCACGAUAGUGCGGCUCUCAAUGUUCCUUCUGGAUCUAACGACAGGAUUUAUGCGAUUGUUAAAGUUAUGAUUCGAUUAUCACACCCUUGUCCAAUGCAUAUUGUGCUCCGCAAAAGAAUCUGCUUGCAAAUUUACAAGAAACCUAGCCUAACUGAAAAAUUGUUCAAAAGAAUGUUAGGAAAUGAGAUUAUUCAUCGAACAAGUCUCCACUACGAUAUUGUAGCUCAUAUUCCAAAAUCCUCCCAAGACAUGGAAGAUCGAAGUUCUUUGGCAAUGAUGGCGGCAAAAGAAACAACUUCUGAAACCACACAUCACGAGCAAACUCUCAACUACAUUGAAGCUUAUACCAAAUCAAUUCAAGCUGUAGAAUCCAUGUUGAAAUUGGAUAGACUUCGACAAGAAGUCGCGAUCACAAAUAUGCUGACAAAAAAAGAACGAUUGGCAAGGAUUCAGAAUUUUGGACUUCCGAUGUCCUCAUUGAGAAUGAAUCGAGCUGUUAGUCUACCGAAUGCGAUUUCUUCACAAACUGUCAAUUUUUCACAGGUGAGAUUUUGAGAUUUUUUUUCAUUAGGAAAAGAUUUUUUAUCUUCAAAAAUGUUUAGCCACCAAAUAUGCGAAGCGAUACACCAAUGUCUAUAUCGUCUUCAAAUUCAAUGGGUGAGUUUAUUUUUUUUUUCAAAGUCCAGAUGAAAAUGGAACAUGUUGCUUUACUAACUCUACUUCUAACUCUUUCCUAUCUAUAUGUGAAAGUCCGCUCGAUGUAUUGAAAAAAAGGGUUUCUGAAAACCUAUUACAUGAAUUUUCAAAAACUUCAUUGAAAAAUAUUACCAAAAAACAGUUCACAUAGAUAAGAAUAAUCAGAAAAAUUUCAUAUAAUUCUCGACAUUACUCAGGUUAGAAAACAUUUUUCCAAAACAAAAAAAAAUCAAUAAGUUCCGCACUUUAUUUCUGCACUGCUAAAAAGCAUGUAAAAAACAAAAUCAAAUCGCUUAUUUAAUUUAAUUUCAUCUAAUUUUUCUUUGAUUUCCUCAAAAACUCACUGUUUCUCUAAACCUUCCCCCAAUUAAUCACAGCUUUUCAACCAAAAACUUCUCUUCUUCUCGAUUUGGAUGAUUGAUGUCAAGCUUCUUCUAAUCAGUCACUAACAUUUCACAUCCUCCCAGUUCUGACCCAAAAUGUUUCAGCUCGACCCACAUCUCUUAACUUGAAACCUUUAUGCAUCGGAAAGUGUAGGUUUUGUGUUUGUGUGAUCUUUUUUUUUUUGAAUUUUUCGCAAGCACGGUUUUUCCGCAUGCUUUUUGUCAAUGUUGUGCUGGUUGUUUUUUGCACGGUUUUCACACUUUUUCAGCAUUUACUAUAAAUAUUGUUUUCAACAAAAAAUAUAUGACAAAAAUUGAGCUUCCCCGAUAGUUGUUUUCAUGUAAAUAUAUUUUUUUUGAUCAGUAGUGACUCAAAAAUCAAAGAUAAUUUUUGAAAAAAACCAAUUUUGUUUACAGUGACUAGUAUAACUAGCCCGUUUGCUGAUAAAUUGUCUGGAAUUAUUGAGGAGAGUUUGAUUGCGCCAACAAGAUCUUCGACAGUUCCGGAAACUAUGUGUUUUGUUGGAAAGAAGGUGAGAGGAUCUUGAGGGAAGUUUUAAGGAAACAUUUUUUAAAUUCUAGUUUUUCAAAUUUUUGAGAAGAAAGCUAAAAAUAUUUUUCAGAUAUUGAAAAAAAUUCACUAUUCUAAAAUAUCAGUAGAAUACAAUCAAACAUGAGCAAUCUUAUCUGCAGAAACUAGGAAUCAGGAGAAUUUACGAGACGCAGAAAAGCAUUGCUCAUGUUAACCGAAACUUGAAGCAAGAUACUUUCAGUAUCGGAUUUCUUUGAAAAUAGAAAAUUUGAAGAACUAGGUUUAAAAAUUAUCUUUUUAAAGUUUCUAUGUAGUUUCUGGAAAAUCUGAUGUGUGUCCAGAAUUCAAUUAAUUUUCGCUUAAUUAUUGUCAAUCCAAUAUUCUAGAGUCCAACCGAAGAUGUGAAAAAUGGCAACAAUAGUCUAACCUCAUCAACAACAUCUUCAUCCUCAACUUUAUAUGAAACAACAUCAUCAUCGGACCGAAUGACAAGCACAAAUUUAUGUUUACCGCUAGACAAUAAUAAUCAACUAUCAACCAAACAAAAGGGUAUGUUUCUGGAUACUAACUGCUGAUUUUUUUUCAAAACCUGAAAAUCAAAUUGUUCCAGGUGACCUGAUGGAUCUCGAAAUGACAAAUUGA